Lytechinus pictus (painted urchin) is the source of this 3681-nucleotide messenger RNA. Its product is annotated as phosphatidylinositol 4,5-bisphosphate 3-kinase catalytic subunit alpha isoform-like. NCBI's taxonomy places the organism in Eukaryota, Metazoa, Echinodermata, Echinoidea, Temnopleuroida, Toxopneustidae. Gene Ontology annotation, cellular component: plasma membrane; phosphatidylinositol 3-kinase complex, class IB; phosphatidylinositol 3-kinase complex, class IA. Gene Ontology annotation, biological process: phosphatidylinositol-3-phosphate biosynthetic process; phosphatidylinositol-mediated signaling; cell migration. Bases 60 to 2585 code for a protein of 841 amino acids. Gene Ontology annotation, molecular function: 1-phosphatidylinositol-3-kinase activity; 1-phosphatidylinositol-4-phosphate 3-kinase activity. The record is from RefSeq and is a predicted model, not a curated record. The transcript is spliced from 15 exons.
GUCUAACGAUAUGGGUAUGGGUAGUGUCACUGACAGGACAUCGGGAGAAGUACUCCAUCAUGGCUGCCAAAGACUCUACUCCAGAACUGAUCAUUGCCAGAGUGAUCUCUAAGAGAACGGAGGACAUGGACAUAACCAAUCAUCAACGGAAGAAGUGCAUAGAGGAAUACAAGACUACCUAUGUUCUCAAGGUGUGCGGGUGUGAGGAGUAUCUACUUGAUGAUAAUUAUCCAGUGUCACAGUAUAAGUAUAUCCGGGAGUGUCUGCUGAAGAGCAAGAUUCCUGAACUGAUGCUGAUGUCCAAAGACACGGUCCUAAACAGUCUUCCGGACGUCCAUCUUCUUGUACCAUCGUACAUGAGACGAGCAUCUACCAUGCCUUCCAAUCAGACUACUACGUGUGUUUGGGAAGUGGAUGAGAACUUACAGGUCAAGAUCAACUUUGCUACCUAUGUCAAUGUAAAAGAACUAGACAAAAUAUACGUGAGAACAGGGAUUUAUCAUGGUGAAGAGUCCUUAUGUCCAAUAGUAUCAACGGAGCAGGUCCCUUGGUCAAAUCCUCGCUGGAAUGAGUGGUUGACCUAUGACAUCAAGGUUAAUGAUAUUCCUCGCAGUGCAAGGUGGUGUGUUUCAAUCUGCUCAUCAGAGAAGAGGAAAGGCAAAAAGGAGGGUGGGUUUGCGAUAGCAUGGGGCAACGUCAACCUGUUUGACUUCACCAACCGGCUGCAGAUGGGUAACAUGCGUCUCUACCUCUGGCCUCCACCUAAGGGCAAUGAUGACCUUCUCAAUCCUUUUGGGCAGACUGGACCUAAUCCUAACAAGGAUGCACCGUGCUUGGAGCUAGAGUUUCACCGCUACCCUCAUAGUCUUAUCUUCCCCUGUUACUCCCAGAUCCAGCAGUUUGCCUUCUUUGUCACCAAGGCUCAGAGAAGAGAAGAGAUCAAUGAAGAUGAAAUACCUCCAACAGAAGAGGAGUUAGAACAGCUAGAAGAGAUCUUGAAUAGAGACAGACUUCAUGAGAUGUCAGUACAAGAGAAGGAACUUGUUUGGAAACUCAGACUAGUAUGCAGAGAUCACCCUUACUCACUACCCAAGCUUCUUAGUUCUGUUAAAUGGUAUAGCAGAGAAGAUGUAGCUCAGCUAUAUGUUCUCCUAAAGGACUGGCCUGACAUGGAUGCAGAGACUGCUCUAGGUCUCCUAGAUUGUAGCUAUGCUGAUCUUGGUGUCAGGACGGAAGCAGUCAAUUGUUUAGACCGUAUGUCUGAUGAACAGGUUUCACAGUACUUACUUCAACUUGUACAGGUUUUGAAGUAUGAGUCUUACCUAGACAACCCUCUGGCCAGGUUUCUUCUCAAACGAUCUCUCUACAACCAAAGGAUUGGACAUUUCUUCUUCUGGCAUCUUAGAUCUGAGAUGCACAAGCCGAGUGUUAGUAGACGGUUUGGUCUGAUGUUGGAAGCCUACUGCAGGUCUCUUGGACCAUACCUCAAGCUAUUGGUCCGACAGGUGGAGGCUCUAGACAAACUAUCUAAACUAACUGAAUCACUGAAUGAGAGAAAGGAUGAUACAAACAGGGAUCGAUUGAAAUAUCUCACAGAGCACAUGGCUCAGCCAGACUUCUUUGAAGCUCUCCAGGAAUUCCCAUUGCCUUUGAAUCCAUCCUUUUCCCUGGGCAAGCUUAGAGUGGACAAGUGCAAGAUCAUGUCAUCAGCAAAGCGCCCUCUAUGGCUAGAAUGGGAGAACCCUGAUCAGAUGUCUCUUUCCAUGUGUGAAGAUCUUAAGAUUAUCUUCAAGAGAGGGGAUGACCUGAGACAAGAUAUGUUAACACUUCAGAUGAUACAGAUAAUGGAUUCAAUAUGGCAGCAGCAUGGUUUAGACCUCAAGAUGACGCCUUAUCGUUGCCUAGCAACUGGUAACAUGACCGGUUUGAUUGAGGUUGUAAGGAAUUCAUCUAACAUCUAUGACAUCCAGCAUAAGGCUGGUAUCAUGAGUACAUUACAGCUGAAGAGUGGUGUUAUUCAUCAGUGGAUCAAGGAAAAGUGCAAAGGAUCUCAAUAUGAUGCUGCUAUUGAUACAUUCACCAAGUCAUGUGCAGGAUACUGUGUAGCUACCUUCAUCUUAGGUAUAGGAGAUAGACAUAGUAGUAAUAUCAUGGUAUCACAACAAGGACAGAUCUUCCAUAUAGACUUUGGUCAUUUCCUUGGUCAUGUCAAGAAGAAAUAUGGCAUCAAAAGAGAGCGGGUGCCCUUUGUCCUAACAGAAGACUUCCUCAAGGUUAUUACUAAAGGCAAUGACAUCUCAAAGAGUCAAGAGUUUAAGAAGUUCCAGGAGCUAUGCUGUCAGGCCUACCUGAUCCUCCGUGACCAUGCCAAUCUCUUCAUCAGUCUCUUCACCCUAAUGCUUGGUACUGAGAUUCCUGAACUCCAAUCUAUUGAUGAUGUUGGCUAUCUUCACAAGACGCUGGCUGUUGGUAAGACAGAGAAUGAGGCCUUGGAGUACUUCUUGAAGCAGCUGAACGAUGCGCAUGGUGGAGGAUGGACCACUAAGAUGGACUGGCUGUGUCAUGCACUUAAACAUGGUAUAUGAAUGAAGGUGGGAAAGAACGCCUUCUUAGAUCAACUUCUGGUUUCAGUCAGGAUGUAGAACAACUGAACAGGAGAUGAUGGACUGGUUAAUUCGUACUCUUUCAAACAUGGCAUAUGUAAAGCUGCAGGCAGGUUAUCGUUGAAGUAGGUUAGCUGCAGUUGGGAGAAAACAGUUCUAGAUCAGUUAGGUUACGUGGUAUGAGAACACUUUCAUGUUAUACCUGGUAGAUAAGUGUAUUACAUCAAUGGACUAGCUCUGCUGUGUAGGUCAAACAUAGUGUUGGGAUAGAACAUUUCUAGGUUCAAUGUUUAGGUCAGUUUAAUAUGAAAGUGCUGUAGUCAGGAUCCUUUUUUAGUUGCUGCCUUCUGCAGGUGAAGUUCUGAAUGAUGGUCUACUAAAGUUGAAUACUAAAGUUCUGUUCUGCACCCAAACAUAGAACAUGCAGCAGGUCUAUUUAUUUCUGUUACAUUGUCUAAUACAUGGUUAGAUUUGCACACAUUGAAGUUCCAUCUUUUUGUUUUGUCAUAAUCUGUAAAUGUGAAUUUUGUUGUAAAGACAAAUACCUGGCCAUACUCUCCCUUAUUGAAACUCUUCUCUAUGCAUUCUGAAGUUUUGUGUGUGUAGUGAGAGAGAGAGAUAAGUUGGUCUGUCUUGGAAGAAGUCCACAAGAAAAUACUUCUACCCCCCCCCCUUUUUUUUUUUAUAUGAAAAAAAAAUCCCAAAUCAGGAAAAUCAUGAAUAUAAUAGAAAAAGGCAACAAAUUUGAAAAUAUAUGGUCACAAAACUGGCUUGUACAGUUUACAAUUGGAUUCAUUUUGAAGUGUUAUAGGUCAAGUCCAAUUUGAACAAGUACAGUAAAACCAAUCAAGAAUAGCACUGAUGAUUUUAUCAAAAAUAAGAUGUAAAAUAAAAAGUUAUGAAAUUUAUAAUAUUUGCUUGGAUGAACAAAACAUUUAUAUUCACAACGCAGGCAGUAUACAAUGAGGAAGCUGAUGAUGUCACAUACUAUUUAUUUUGUAUUUUAUUGUCUGAAAUUUCAAAAAUUGAACUGAUUCCUCUAUGAUUUGGUAGAGGAUCCACUAUAUUAUCAAAUGUA